CCUUCACGUUCGCCCCAAACUAUUCUGCUCCCUUUUUUCACUCCCCGUUCUGUUGGAGGCACAUCGAUAAUCUACUCCACUCAUCUUGUUUUCUUUGUUUUAUCGAUUACCACACCAGUGUUUUAAUGUCACGUCAAGAAAGACGCUUACCAAAAUGGAGAUAUCACAUCAAUUCCGUUGGGACCAAGUCCUGAUUUUGGCAGCGACACUUAUGUCACCUGCAAUCACUGUGCUGUGUAAUGACAUCCUGGGUCUGAAGGUGGCAGGAGAUCCGGUUCUGACCCCGAACUCUGUCUGCCUGCGGCUGGCGGGCCUGAGCAAGCGUCAGAUUCGUCUGUGUGUGCAAAGCCCCGACGUGACGGCCUCUGCUCUGCAGGGCAUCCAGGUGGCCAUCCACGAGUGCCAGCACCAGCUCAGAGACCAGCGGUGGAACUGUUCUGCUCUGGAGAGCCACAGCAAGCUGCCCCAUCAGAGUGCCAUCCUCAACAGAGGCUUCAGGGAGAGUGCCUUCUCUCUGUCCCUGCUGGCAGCGGGUGUGGCACACUCCGUGGCUUCCGCCUGCAGCCUAGGCAAGCUCCGGGGCUGCGGCUGCGAGGCCAAGCGUCGCCUGGACGAAGAUAAGAUUCGCCUCAAACUCACCCAGCUGCAGUUGCAGACCCUCCAGAGGGGAGGAGCCAGAGUGGGCAUGGGAGUGGGUGGGGGAGGAGCGGCACACCCCCAGGAGAUCAGAGAUGUGCCAGCCAGCCUGCGUUCUGGUUCUACCCACCCCUCCUCCCUCCUCAAGCCCCUACCAGAGGACCUCAGCCCCCUGCAGGAGACCUGGGAAUGGGGGGGCUGUAGCCAUGACGCCCGCUUCGGGGAGAGAUUCUCCAAAGAUUGGUUGGACUCCCGGGGCUCCCCACGGGAUAUCCACGCCCGCAUGAGGAUCCACAACAACAGGGUUGGCCGACAGCUAGUGACUGACAACAUGAAGAGGAAGUGUACAUGCCACGGCACGUCAGGCAGCUGCCAGUUCAAGACCUGCUGGUACGUGUCCCCAGAGUUCAGACUGCUGGGGUCUCUGCUCAGGGACAAGUUCCUCUCCGCCAUCUUCAUUAACUCCCAGAACAAGAACAACGGGGUGUUCAACCCCCGGGUCGCAGCCGGGAAUGGUGCCUCGAAUGGGGUCAGGAACGGGGCCGAAGGGAGUACUGGGUCUGGGGGCGCGGGGAGCCCAAACAAUGGGGGUCGGCGGAGGAGCGCUGUGUCACGUGAGCUGGUCUACUUUGAGAAGUCGCCAGACUUCUGUGAUCAGGAGCCGUCCCUGGACUCUCUGGGUACUCAGGGCCGUAUCUGCAACAAGACCAGCCACAGCAUGGACAGCUGCGGGUCGUUGUGCUGCGGAAGGGGACACAACAUCCUGAAGCAGACACGUAGUGAGAGGUGCCACUGCCGCUUCCACUGGUGCUGCUACGUGCUCUGUGAGGAGUGCAGAGUCACAGAGUGGGUCAACGUCUGCAAGUAGAUAGGUAUAUGACCUGCCAAGACUCCUGUAAGGACCCAUCCAAUAGGACGCAGCGUGGCACUAGGAUCCACCCAUUGACUCUCCAGUGUACUACGCGCAAACCCACACAACCAAACCUUUCAUUUGGUACAUGGGUAGACGAUCCACUUCAUUUACUAAGGCCUGACACUUAGUUACUUUCUGGUAAUCCUCUUCAUGCAUUGGGGCGCAUGGGCAUCCACAAGAGAGCACUGUUUCUAGUGAGCAGGUUACUUGGUUAGCGUUCCCACAGGCGAGGCCACACUCUUUCAUGCCCUUCUUAACAGUCCUUCUCCAGGUUUUUCCUGGACAUAUCCAGGACACAGGAUGGCAAAAUGAAAAUCCACCCUUUAACUCUGUCCAAUAUACACACAUCCACCCAUCCAAACCUUUCAUUUCAGACUCGGUGUUUGUUUUUCUAUUUGCGUCGGCUAAAGUCUCCCACAGAAUCUGUUUAUCCCCCACUUCUCUCUCCUUUUUCUUUUUCCGUCAUCUGGGAUCUAUUUUCCCUUUGUUGCCUGUCAAAAUGCCAAGUCAGAGGUUGAAGACGAGGUGACUCAUGUCAUUUGUCUGUCUUUCCUCUGCCUGUUUAGAUGCAGCCCUUUCAGCCAUGGAAAUCUGAAUGUCCUGGACCCCAUCUGGUGUUCUGUUCUGUUCUCCCCUGCUCUCUACUCGGGAACAAAGAACAUCUCAGACAGCAGAAACACAUCAUUAUUUCAACUAAGUAAUACCCAGGCUAGUAUCACAGUGUUCCGUUUUUGUUUACAUGAUCAAAUGUAUGUUAAUGUUUGUGCGUGAACUUAUUUUGCCUUCCUUGCUUGGCAUAUGCUGUGUGGGACCAUUUUAUGAGAGGAACACAUGAGGCCCAAUGACUGAAUGUUGCUCUGCUCAGGAUGGUGAAGUUGAACUGAAGCUGUUAUAAUCAACAAAGCCUGAACACAACAGUGAGACGCUGGAAAACAGACAUAGCAUGAGUUUUGAUAUGGAGUGUGGUAAUGAACUCCAGAGGAUGAUUAUACUCAUUGGACAUUUUGCACCUACGCCUCAAGACUACAGGUUUUAAAUUCUUUAAUGCCGGUUCUCCAUUACAAGAACCAGGAGGAACUAACGAAACAGAACUAAAGAGAACCAGGCAUGAUGGUUCCUCAACGUGUUUCCAUUACCAAUGGAAUCAGAACUCGAGUGACUAGGAAUCUAGUGGGGACAGUUUGUUCUGCCCAUUGAUUUUCUUGGAUCCACUGGAGAAGAAAAUCCAUGUUUGAAAAUUAUUUGAAGCAAUUUGACCAUUGAUUUGAUGGAAUGCUGUCGGUCCCUCUCCCAACUGAACUGCAGGUCAUUUAGGUAAUGCCUUAGAAUUGUAACAGUCAUUACCACAAACUGUAUUAUCGCUGUUUCUUUUGUUUUGUGAUGUUGUUUUGUGAAUCAAUAUAAUUAUUAUGUCACAAA
Molecule: messenger RNA, 2968 nt
Organism: Salmo salar (Atlantic salmon)
Lineage: Eukaryota; Metazoa; Chordata; Actinopteri; Salmoniformes; Salmonidae
Gene: wnt10b
Product: wingless-type MMTV integration site family, member 10b
Biological process (GO): cell fate commitment; canonical Wnt signaling pathway; multicellular organism development
Cellular component (GO): extracellular region
Molecular function (GO): cytokine activity; frizzled binding
Source: RefSeq, a predicted model, not a curated record